Molecule: messenger RNA, 2301 nt
Organism: Phlebotomus papatasi
Lineage: Eukaryota; Metazoa; Arthropoda; Insecta; Diptera; Psychodidae
Gene: MED31
Product: mediator of RNA polymerase II transcription subunit 31
Exons: 4
Coding region: 631-1077 (148 amino acids)
Biological process (GO): regulation of transcription by RNA polymerase II
Cellular component (GO): core mediator complex; mediator complex
Molecular function (GO): transcription coregulator activity
Source: RefSeq, a predicted model, not a curated record
AUAGAAAACAUCGCAAGCUGUCAAAAAGUUGCUGUUCUACGUGUGUUUUGCGUACUAGAGAAAAACGAUAGAAUUGUUGUGAAAAAGGCAAAAAGUGUUUAUAAAAUUGGCAUAAAUCACAUCAAUAGUUCCCUUAAGCACAGCUACAGAUGAAUACGUUCGGCUGUGAGUAGGAAUUAUUGGUAUUUGGGCAUAAAACAAAACUUGAUCCAUUCCUUCCUUCAAAAUUAACUACAGGGUGCUUCAAAUAUUUAUUGACAUUUUUGAGCAUCGGCCAAAAGUUCUUGCUUCUAUUAUCGCAAAAUAUGAGUUCAAUUGGAGCUAUCUGUACAUAUAUGUGGUGUAUUUGUCUAACUGAUUCUCACCGGCAAAUAAACCUUUGAUGUUUUACCCUUCUCUGCAUUAAAAAGCCAAAAAAAAAGGAAAGAUCUCAGAGAGCAUCCUGCAAAAGCAAAUCACAAAGCCUUUUAUCACUUUAUCAGAGCAUUAUUGUUUAUCACACACAUACACCUCACAAGUUCACCAGCCUGCAAAUUAAUUUAUUACUUUUGUUUACACUCAAAAAUCCAAAAAGUUGUUUUUGUGUAAAUAAAAACUGCAUUCUCUGCAAAACCUUUCCCUGCCAUACAAAUGGCUAAAAUGGUCGGGAAAGGUAAGAUACCUGCUGAAACGGAGGACCAACAGAGACUGAGAUUUCAAGUGGAAUUGGAGUUUGUACAGUGCCUAGCAAAUCCCAAUUAUUUGCACUUUCUAGCUCAGAGAGGCUACUUCAAGGAUCAAUCAUUCAUCAAUUACCUCAAAUACCUUCUCUAUUGGAAGGAGCCAGAAUAUGCGAGAUAUCUAAAGUAUCCAAUGUGUCUCUAUUUUCUGGAUUUGCUCCAGUAUGAGCAUUUCCGGCGGGAAAUAGUUAAUUUGCAGUGCUGUAAGUUUAUUGAUGACCAAGCCAUUUUGUUGUGGCAGCACUACACACGUCGAAGAACCAAACUCCUCAAUAUUGGGAAUGGGUCGGUGAAUCAGAGUGAUCAGGCUGCCAGUCAGAAUGGAGCUCCAAAUGGUAUGGGACAGAAAGUUACAUGAUCCCAUCAGCAUCAAUGAACAUUUUCACCGGCAACGAGACACUUCCAACGACGAAGGUAUCGUGCAAAUAUCUUUUAAAUUACAAUAAAUUAAGAGAUCUGUAUUAUUUGGUCACGCUAACGGAUUCCCCAUUCAUAUUGUCCACGCGAUACAAUGUUUAAAAAAAAAAUUUUGCGUACAUCGUAUUUACAUAGCGGAAAAUGGUGUGAAUAGUUAUUAAUACAUGACACAAUUUUCACGUAUUUAUAUGGUGCGAUAGAGUGAGAAAUAAUUGAAUAUAUACUCCUUUCUUCCAAAUGAGAGAGAAUGAACUUCUUUUUGUGACAGUUUUUCCACCUCGAUAGCAAAAAAAAAACAGAGAAGAAAUUUGUGGAGGGAUUGUCAAUUAAUUUCCAUGUCAUGAAACAAUCGUCAAGAAGUGCACAUUGAAAACCAAUUGAAAUAACCAAGUAAUAGUCCGUUAUCAGAGAAUGAAUAAAAUAAGCAGAAAGUAUGUUGUUGCUUUGUAAAUUAUACAUGCCAAUUAUUGAGAACUAAAACCAAUUCUAUUAAAUCGCUCAAUUGACUAUUGCCUCAAAAUCUCAUUGAGGAUUUGCUAUUAUAAUUUCUCAAUUAAAUUAAUACGUGAAAGCUUCUAAAGCUGUCUCUUUUUAUAAGCAAAAUAAAGGUAAAAUAAAAAAAACUUGGAAGAAUGGAACAUUCUGACCAUUAAACAGAUCGCACGUUUCACAAAAAAUGUAUUAAUUGAGCGAGAGAGCGGUGAAAAAAAAUUUGGUUGAACAUUGAAAUUCAAACUGCAUUGUAAUAAGAAUUUUUAGUUUUUUUUUUUUAUAAAUACGAUUUUCUCGGUGUAACACUUUGUAAAUGAAAUCAAUUUGAAUAUUAUAGAGUCGUACCAAAGGGGGUUUAUCGUAUUGGCAAAUGAAUGUCUUCAGCAGAAGACCACUGUAAAUAUUACCACAUUUUUAUAACAAAAAAAAAUACAUAAGUGAUCGAGAUGAAAGUUAUUCAUAGUUUUUAUACAUAAAUUAGAUAUAGUAAUUUUAAUUGCUAUGUUGCUAUUUAUUGCAAUUUAUUUGAAAUUAAAUAAUUUCAUCAGAAAUAAUAAAUAAACAAAUACUUCCAAAACUUGUUUAAGGACAUUUCUGUACUUAUUUUUUUUUUAGAUUAUUAUAAUACUAAUUUUAAGAUGAAAACCAUAAUAAAGGUAUAUUACACUGGAAA